Drosophila sulfurigaster albostrigata is the source of this 672-nucleotide messenger RNA. RefSeq lists its product as uncharacterized. Bases 1 to 672 code for a protein of 223 amino acids. NCBI's taxonomy places the organism in Eukaryota, Metazoa, Arthropoda, Insecta, Diptera, Drosophilidae. The record is from RefSeq and is a predicted model, not a curated record. The transcript has 2 exons.
AUGCCAAAUACCAGAGGUCCGAAGGAGUUGCGCCGCAGACUCAUCAGUGGUGUAGUGCGUUCGAUAACCACAUACGCAGCAUCAAUCUGGGUAGGUGCAAUCGAAUGCAGGACGUACACGAGGAUAUACAAGCGGUAUACAGGACGUGCGCGCUCAGAAUCACAAGUGCGUUUCGCACUGUGUCGGGUGAAGCCGCCGAAGUACUGGCAGCGGAAGCAGAGCAGCGAACAGGCAGAUUUCCCUAAGCGAGUGGCAGCGCAGGUGGAGUUCAUCCAACAAAGGCGCAUGGACGCGUACCCUCAUCCCGGAGUGAGUGAAUGGGUAAAUAGGAAACACGGACAGGUGAACUACUACCUGACGCAACUUUUGAGCGGACACGGCUGUUUUAAAGACUACCUCUUCCGUUUUGGGCAUGAGGCAGACCCACUCUGUCCCAGAUGCGGGAUAGGAUACCCGGAAGACGCCGAGCACGUGUUUUUAACCGUCCGAGAUCCAGAAGAGAACGAGAAAGAGUGGAACGGAAGUAUGGGGGAACCGGUGACGCCAUCGAAUCUUGUAUACCACAUGCUGGCAAACAUGGACAACUGGGAGGCUGCAGAUGAAAUGGCGAACGCAGUCAUGAAGGAGCUACGGCGGGAAGAAAGAUCCCGGAGAACGGAAGACGGCCGAUAA